This is a messenger RNA of Maniola jurtina (meadow brown), 864 nucleotides long. It is a transcript of the gene trsn, whose product is annotated as translin. Gene Ontology annotation, cellular component: nucleus; cytoplasm. Gene Ontology annotation, biological process: RNA metabolic process. NCBI's taxonomy places the organism in Eukaryota, Metazoa, Arthropoda, Insecta, Lepidoptera, Nymphalidae. The record is from RefSeq and is a predicted model, not a curated record. Gene Ontology annotation, molecular function: RNA binding; sequence-specific DNA binding; single-stranded DNA binding. The transcript has 7 exons. The coding region runs from base 94 to 813 and encodes 239 amino acids.
AUGAGCGAUGACAAUUGACAAUUAUUAAAAAAAAUUAACAACAACAAUUUCAAGUUGUUAUUUUUCAAUUAUCAUUACAAUAAACAAAGAAAAAUGAGUGGGAAUCAUUUAAUUAAUUCAAUAUUCAGCGAUUUCCAGAAGAGCUUGGACGAAGAACAGGAGGUUCGCGAAGUUAUACGCAACGUUUGCAAGGAAGUUGACCAAAUAUCGCGGGAAAUAACAACAAUUCUCCAAGUAAUACAUCACGAUGAGGCCGGGAUAUCACCAGCAUGCUUGAAGGCCCGCGAACUAUUCGAGAAGGCAAGUGAGGGCUACGGGAAACUGAAGCAAGCUGUUCCAGCCACAGAUUACUAUAAGUACCAAGACCACUGGCGUUACAUGACUCAGAGGUAUUGCUUCCUCAUCUCACUGACUAUUUGGCUGGAGCAAGGCAUCCUGGCCACUCAUGACACAGUUGCAGCAAUCCUAGGCAUAAGUGCAGUGGAAGAAAAGGCUGGAUUUCAUCUUGAUAUAGAAGACUACCUCGUGGGCUUACUGCAUAUGUGCUCAGAAUUGGCGCGGUUAGCAGUCAACUCAGUGACACGAGGGAACUAUGAAAAACCGUUACAGAUAUCCAAGUUCGUUAUGGAACUCAACGCUGGAUUCAGGUUAUUAAACCUCAAGAACGAUCACCUUCGCAAGAGAUUCGACGCUCUCAAGUAUGACGUGAAGAAGAUAGAGGAGGUUGUCUAUGACUUGUCCAUCCGUGGUCUGUUGCCCAAACCGGAAGCGCUGGACGCACCGGAAACCGCUGACGCUAAGACUGACUCUUAGGUUUAAGUUUAUUUUGGAUUAAAUUAACUAUGAAUUAAAUGAUUUUUUUAA